AUGUCGUCCGACGCUAAGCCUGUCGAUACUGCCCCUCCAGCUGAGGAGAAGAAGCCAGCUACCGAAGAGGCCAAGACCGAGGAGAAGAAGGAGACUAAGCCUCUCGAUCUCUCCAGCGGCGUCUUUAGCAUGUUUGGUGGUGCUACCAAGAAGCGCGAGGAGAAGCCCGACGAAGGAGACGAUGAGCCAAGUGGUUCCUCGAAAAAGAAGGGUGGCGAUGAAGAGGAUCAAGUCGAGGAAUCCCCAGAUGUCCAUUUCGAGCCCGUUGUUUCUCUCAAGCCUGUUGAGGUUCCAGUAGCUGAGGAGACCGAGGAUUCCACCUUCAAGAUGCGAGCCAAGCUCUUCAAGUUCGAUAAGGACUCUAGAGAGUGGAAGGAGCGUGGAACUGGUGACGUCAAGCUCCUCAAGCACAAGGCUAACCUGAAGACCCGCUUGGUUAUGCGAAGAGACAAGACCCACAAAGUCUGCGCCAACCACUACAUCACCCCCGAGAUGAAGUUAACACCAAAUGUUGGAAGUGACAGGAGUUGGGUCUGGAACGUCGCCGCUGAUGUCAGCGAGGGUCUUCCAGAGGCACAGACUUUGGCUAUCCGAUUUGCCAAUAGCGAUAAUGCCAACCUCUUCAAGGAAGCCUUCCUUAAGGCACAGCAAGAGAAUGAGGCUUUGGUCAACCCAACCAAGACCGAAGAAGAAGAAGAGACCAAGGCUUAA
Molecule: messenger RNA, 711 nt
Organism: Orbilia oligospora ATCC 24927
Lineage: Eukaryota; Fungi; Ascomycota; Orbiliomycetes; Orbiliales; Orbiliaceae
Exons: 5
Coding region: 1-711 (236 amino acids)
Biological process (GO): nucleocytoplasmic transport
Cellular component (GO): nuclear pore; cytoplasm
Molecular function (GO): GTPase activator activity
Source: RefSeq, a predicted model, not a curated record